Messenger RNA from Rhipicephalus microplus (southern cattle tick), 4471 nucleotides. RefSeq names its product putative Hedgehog signaling attenuator pxb. Gene Ontology annotation, cellular component: extracellular region. Gene Ontology annotation, molecular function: chitinase activity; chitin binding. The record is from RefSeq and is a predicted model, not a curated record. Lineage: Eukaryota; Metazoa; Arthropoda; Arachnida; Ixodida; Ixodidae. Gene Ontology annotation, biological process: carbohydrate metabolic process; chitin catabolic process.
AUGGCGGAGAACGGAGGAGAAAACCGGCUGCGCCUGCAGAGGAGGUCGGCGACGUCCUCGGACGUCGCUUUCCGCGAGAACACUCCCUCGUCCGCAAAUCGCGUAUUCUUUCUUGUCCCAGCCGGAGCCCUCUCGGACCAGGCGGGCCCUGGCAGCAUGUCGUUUGAGUCUCCGCGGUUCGCGGAGCCUCCGGACGAAGGCGGCCCGGGCGACUCCGCGGCUGACGACGAUGACGAUCCGAGAGGUCUUAAACUCAACAGUGACUCAGUUCAAGUGCUCAAGGACAGAGCACAAGGCUGCUUCCCCCGGCCCCCCGAGUUCGGCGUGCCCCCUCCUCCUCUGCCGCCGGGCCGGUGCUCGUCCGGUCGUCGCGCGGCCGGCGACGAGCUGCAGUUCUGCGAGGUUCGUCCCGUGGGCGCCGAACUGACCACGCCCUCGGCCUUUCCCUCGCUGCCCGUCAUCGCCGUCUGCUCCUCGGUCGUCCUCGUCGCCGUCCUCGUCGCUUCGUUCCUCCUCUGGAAACACAAGAAAAAGGUUCAGAACUUCUUGCCCUGCAAGAGCCCCCACCAGGGCGUGCCGUGCGACCUGAGCGCCGCCAACGGCGCGGCGUACAGUGACAUCCUGCUCAACCACCACCACCCCACCCGGCUGCCCGCUCACCUCGUGCACGGAACAGACACGCACACGCUCACGCCCAUCGAGUUGCUGGACGUCAAGUACGGCAGUUACGGCGCCCCACACCUCGCCCCGCUGACGCAGACCAACUACACGUUCCGGCCGGCCAGCCUGCGCCCCCAGGACCACCCCGCACAGCAGCGCACCCCGCAGCCCGCCACCUUGCACCACGCCGGCUCGGCUGGCCGCCGGUCUGCGCCAGGCACGUCGCAGCGUCCGUCGCACAAGUCUUCCAGCAGCCGCACGGCGUCGUCGCGCCGCUCCCACCGCGGGGCCAACAGCGAGCAGUUCAACCCGAUCUACGAGGAGGUGUCGGGCCGCUCCAAGUCUAGGAGGGGCUACCGCCACCACGACAGCGAGGACAGCGAAGAGGACGAAGCGAGGAGCCUGGGCAGCGAGGACGAGUUCGCUGAGGAUGAACUCAGCCUGGGCGAGUACCCGAGGCCGGCCGAGUCGGCCAGCAGCAGCCUGCAGGGCUCCACGGGCGGCGACCUGUGCCCGCCGGACGCCGAGCCGAGGUCCGGCCGGCGGACCAAGCCGAAAGCCAAGCAUAGCCACUCGCUGGAGCGCAACCGCAACAAUGCGACUGGACUGCAGGCCAAGCACAACUACUACCUGAGCAAAUCGGCGCUGGCGUUCGAUCAACGUAACCCGGGUCCGUACAGCUCGGUCGACUUGAUGCAGCACCCGCACCAGGACAGUUCGCCCCCCGAACCGGCUCCCGGCGCAGUCAACUUCGGCGCCGCGUCGCAGGCCGGUUUCAUGAUGGGGCCUGACUGCCAGUACCCGCCGGCGACCAGUGCACCUUUCUCGACCUUCUUGCCGUGCGGCGCCGUCCAGGAGGACAACGCGGCCGAAGGAGACGCGGAGAACAUUUAUGCGUCCAUCGACGACGACGAGGUCGCGGCGGGACCGUACACCAUCGGUGGCGGCGGCGCCAGGGUAGCCGCAAAGCCAGGACAAGGUGCUCGGACAGUGGCCAAGGAGGCAGCCGUGGUGCCGUCGUACGGUGACAUUAGGCCCGUUUUCCCGGCCGACCAAAGUAGUCGGACUCUGUGCACGUGAUGGGCGCGUCCAAGUGUGCGUGUCGUGUGCUCGUCGUGCGUGGCGACACACUGACUCGAACGUGGCGUUUUGUUUUUAACCUGAGCCACAGGAUGUUUUACCGUGUGUUCUUUUUCCUAAUUGCCAGCGUAUCUGCCAGUCGAGCAGGCAACGCCGUUUCGCCGCCUCAUUUGUCGUCGAAUGAGGCGUCCCGCAAAACAAGUCCACUUGUCCUCGAUGCAUCGAAAGCGAUACCCCCCUAGUCGUCAAGAACUGUUUCUCGGAGAGUCGUCUUUCGAUUUUUACUCUUCCCUAUCUGCCUUCAUUGAGGGCCACGUGUCCGGUGCUCGAGUCAAACCGGCGAGCAGAUGGCGUGCACCACCGAGAGCAGAUAAUCGCAAUAAUCACUCCCCCGCACGGAGGCUACGCAAUAUGCGCACCCACUCUCUUCAUCCGUGUUAGGGGAAGUAUGUUACUUUUUUUUUCUUGUAGAAAUAGCUCCCCAUCAUUCUCUUUCCCGACCCCCCUUCCCAACACUGCGGUGACCUUUAGCCGUGCUGUCCUUGGACAACCUGUCGGUUUGGACAUCGUCUCACGGUUGUGGGCGAGUCUUGCGCCUUCGGCGUACUCUAGUAGUAGUAACGUAUUGCGCUUAUUUAAAUAUCUCACAGAAACUAUGCAGUGAAUGAGUGUGCGUGUAUGCAGUUGUGUUGCACCCUAGGCAAGCAGGGCUGUCGGAGGUCUUUCUAACGCGUCCUCGUUCUGGGGCAAGUGAUGCUCGCUGUCGAGGGGGUGCAUAUCAACGUUCUCAUAGUUUCUCACCCUCUCUCUUUUUAGGGGAAAGAGAUCGCGUCAUUCUUUCUUGACUGGCAGCGCAACGCUGCCGUAAAAGCUCGGUAAGCAGACACUGAAGAUGAGAAUAUCGGGGCCACACCCUAGAGUAACAUGCAUAUUACUUGUGUAUGUUAUUUAUUCUUUAUUCAGAAAUACGCUGCGGAGUGGUUGUAAUGAAAGGGAAAUGAAGAGAAAAGCGCGUCGUCUCUCUCUCCUUUGGCCAAAGGCGCGUAAGCAGAGGGUUACAGCUUGGGAAAAAGUCUUCGUUAAAACGGCAGACUUGGUCACAAUUGAUUCCACUCUUGUAUAGUACGAACAAAACCAUGUUACUCUAUGGGUAAGGGGCAUGUUACCGUACCCAUCGGCUGUGCACCUUGAAAAUGGUUGGCACUUCAUUCGUCACAAGCAUGGCCUCCUUUGACACAAUAUAGCGACAAAAUGUGUACUUUUUUGGCAUAACAUUAAAAAAAAAGCCAUGCUUCUUAUUUUUCGAAUAUGUUGGCCCAUAAUGUUUACCGCGACUCAAGUGCCAUACAGUUUCCUUUCAAGCGAGAGCAAAUAUGCGCUUUACCAGAGCAGCGUAACAUUCCCUUUCAUCUUUAACGAUCAAAAUCUUCGUCGUGAAAUCAUAUGCCCGUAUCAUCGUAGAAUGAAGAGUGUGCACUUAGACACAGACACCAUACUCGCGUCGUUGGCAAUACCCGAACCGGUAGUUUAAUUCGGACAGCAUUCAAGUCUGAAAAUGUUUACUGGCGCUUCUGCGCGGCCAGUCUUUUUUUUUUUUAGUAAAGUAUUCAAAUAAUUUGAAUAACGUGCUAUGCCCAGCGGUCAGACAGCGAGCCCAGCGGCCAGCUCUCACUUAUCAAGAUGGCCGACGACGAGCCGCUGAGAAAUGCGCUGUUCCGAAUUGAGCGGCGUUGGUGUGUGCCCCCCGAGUGCUAGGCGGCAGUCUCUCUGGUCGCGACGCCUGUUUAGUAUGCAAGAUGUGCGUUAACGACCCCAAGGAACCGGCCGACGAUGGCGCACUCGUAACGAGCCCCGCACGUGACGCUUAAUUGCUUCUGCCGGAGAGAACCAACCCUUGUGAUACUGUUGACAACCUUUGCGCGCAUGUGUGCAACCCUCAUUCCUCUCUCCCUGCGCUUUUUUCAAAUCAAAUUAGACCCAGCGAAUCGGGAAAGAAAGCUUUCGAGACGGGAAAGGCCUCUCUCUGUAUUAGAAGCUAAGUCGUGCAAAAAUGGACUCAAGAGAACAAGAUAGCCAGUGCAGCUGCAAUACCAGCUACAUACUGAAAGAUGGAUAGCUAAUAGGCCAUCUUACGCCUCACUGCAAUUUAGGAUAAUCGAUGUCUGAGCUGGUUCGUAAUUGUUAAUUCUAUGUGAAAGACUAGUCGUGCCAACACGGAGUCAAAAGACACCACAAAUGGCGUUGGCUAGGCCGGUCUUUGUUUUUUUUUUUUUUUUUUUUUGAGGAUCGUUUUAGUUUUGACGUAGCCGGCGAAACGGGCAGCUUUGCGAAGACAUCGUCGGUGAUAAUUAUGGUGCAGAUUACAUUGCUCUCAGAACAAGAUGGCGCCUUAGAGGAAUGCCUGUGUCAAGCCGGUAUGCUCGUCUGCCCUGAACUAGCCGCUUUCUUACGCGCCUAAUGUAAGGUGCGUUCAGUUUUUGAUAGUUUUUGAUAACGUGAAAGAAGCUUAAAAAAAACUGCAGUUUCUGUUUGCUUUGUUUAACCGUCUGUGGUCUACGCGAGAUUUCGUCAUGCAAUGCGUUGAAUCGCAUUCCGUGUUCGACGCUUUAUUUUAAGCUGGCAUAGAUGCUGUUUGCGAUGUUGCCCGAAAUAGUAACAUACGCGCUAGUGAAAUGGCAUGACAAGUUAUCGAUUGAAUCAACUCGCAUAAAAAAGAAACGAAAUGCCCGAA